Messenger RNA from Antechinus flavipes (yellow-footed antechinus), 1326 nucleotides. It is a transcript of the gene IL2RG, whose product is annotated as interleukin 2 receptor subunit gamma. Lineage: Eukaryota; Metazoa; Chordata; Mammalia; Dasyuromorphia; Dasyuridae. Gene Ontology annotation, cellular component: external side of plasma membrane; membrane. The record is from RefSeq and is a predicted model, not a curated record. The transcript is spliced from 8 exons. Gene Ontology annotation, molecular function: cytokine receptor activity; protein binding. Bases 27 to 1103 code for a protein of 358 amino acids. Gene Ontology annotation, biological process: cytokine-mediated signaling pathway.
GGCCCUGAGCUUCUGAUGAAGAGAGAAUGAAAGUGAAGUUCAGAUUUCAGUCAAAACAGUCAGCCAGCCCGAGAAUGCUCCUGUUCCUGGUACUGCAGGGGGUGGCCGUGGGCUUGGGCACCCCCGCUCCCCAGAGGAGCCAGGACACUCUGGCUGCCCUCACAACCCUCCCCAAGGUAGAGUGCUGGGUCUUCAAUGUGGAAUUUAUGAAUUGUACCUGGGAUAGUAGCUCUGGACCCCAGUCUACCAACUUGACCCUCUACUACUGGUACAGGGAUCCACCCAAGGAGUGUAGCCACUACUUGUUUACCGGGGCCCUCACUUCAGGCUGUUGGUUUGGCAGCAAGGAUAUUCAUAUCUAUGAAAACUUCAACGUGGAACUCCGGGCUCCUGGUAGACAUUUCAAGCAGGAAAUGAAACUUCAGGAUUUGGUGAUCCCUUGGGCUCCUGACAACUUGACAGUGUACAGUGAGAAUGACUCACAGCUGGAGCUCCACUGGACCAGCAGUUACAAGGCUACGUGCCUGCAGCACCUGGUACAAUAUAGGAGUAACAUUGACUCCGAUUGGAUGGAACAAUACGUACACCAGAGGCAGCAGUUCGGCUUGCCCAGUGUAGACGAGCACAAACUUUACAAGUUCCGGGUCCGAAGCCGCUUCAGUCCUUACUGUGGCAAUGCCCAGCAGUGGAGUCAGUGGAGCCCCACGGUCCUCUGGGGGGGCAGAAGUCCGAGGGAGCAGCCCUCCCUGCCCAUGCUGGAGACCGUGUUGGUGCCCCUCGGCCUUCUGAUUGGCUUCAUCCUUCUCAUCACCAUGCUCACGCGGCUGGAGCGGGUGUGGGUGAUCCUGAUGCCCCGAAUCCCCAACCUCAAGAGCCUAGAUGAUUUGUUUACCACGCACCAGGGGAACUUCUCGACUUGGAGCGGUGUGUCCAAGGGGCUGGCCGAAAGUCUGCAGCCAGACUACACUGAGAAGCUCUGUCACGUGAGUGAGCUCCCCCCGAAGGCAGGAGCCCAAGCCGAAGGGCCCGGGGACUCCCCAUGCAGCCAGCACAGCCCUUAUUGGGCCCCUCCGCCAAGCUACAGCCCGGACCCUGAACCCUGAGGCGGGAUUCGCAGACCCCGGCGGUCACCGGCCAGGCUCUGGCCUGGGGAGGAUGUUCUUUCCCUCCUCCUGCCGCGUCUCCUCUUUGGGAGCUCCCCUCUCUGUCCUGGCUGUCCUGAACCCUGCCCCCCCCCCAGCUCUUCCUCUAGGGGUUCUACCUCUCUCCUCCCUGCUAUUGCCGGAUCAAUAAAAAAAUAAUAAUAAAGUUUCAGUUCAUGAGAAA